AUGGGAAUCCCAGGUCUGGCCACGCGCCUGGAACCAUAUGCGCUUUUCUGUACCUUCGCUGACCUCGCAACCCUUCAGUAUGAAGCCAUCAUCGACGGGCCCGCGCUUGCAUACUGGGCGCACAGUGUAGCCGCUCAGAAUCAGACACGAUUUCCAGGCUACACCGACAUCAAUACAGCGGCUAUCCGCUGGCUGCAGCACCUCGAAAGCAGCGGCAUAAAAGUGUCAGCUAUCCUCUUUGAUGGAGCUCUUCCACCGUCCAAAAAGGAAGAGAGGGCAUCACGCCUCCUUCAGAUCGUGAAACGCGUGACCCAGCUCAAUGUAGCAUCCGGCAAUACAAAUUGCCCUAUACAACAGCUGGGAUCAGUGGCCUUUCCAUUCCUGGCGCCUGCACUGAGAGAGGCCCUUCUUUCAUCCGAGUUCGCCGGAGCGACGCGCGUGGUUCCUGGGGAGGCGGAUGACUGGUGUGCAUCGCAGGCCCAGCAAAAUCCCCACAGCAUCAUCUUCACGAGUGACACUGACCUGCUCUUGUACGAAUACUCUGAGCAUGCUCUGGUUCAAUUUUUCAAAGAUGUUGAUGAGAAAGGAUUGAAGGUCUACUCUCCAUACAAGAUCUGCCAACAGCUCGGGCUCGAAAGUCUUGUGCAGCUUGCUUAUGCGACACACAAAGAUCGUUGGCAAUCACUGUCUGAAAGCGUCCACAGCGCGCGGAGAUAUGAUGCGGGAUCGAUACCCUAUACAGAGUUUAAUAAGAGAUAUAUCGACAGAGUGGAAGCACCAGCCUACCUUUCAGCGGACCCUCGGUUGCAUGCGUCACUUCAGAAACUUGACGCAAGAGUAUCCGAGUUCGUCCUUCAAGCAUUGUCUCCCGGCGAUAGCGCAUCCCAAGAUCCUCCCCUUGCAAUACCAGUGUCCCUCCCCUUACUCAUCGAAGAUCCUUUCAGGGCGUCCGCUUGGACGCAGGGGCAAGACAUCCGCCUGCUCGCCUACUCCCUCCUUACACGCCGCCGGCUCGUCAUCCAGGAACACGUACGAAGAGCACAAGGCAUUUCAGUCCAGGAACUCGGCAUUCAUCCACUAGACAAAGUGGAAAUCGGAGUUGCCGCCCUUCAUCGUGCAGUCAGCACAGCCUUGGAGUACCGCGAACUACCCCCAAUACGAUACUGGACCCUUAUCGCGGUAAAAUUGGCCUUAGCCUCUCUCAAACCACCACACAUCUCACUUCUCAGUCGCGUAGUAGCAGGCGAGUUCGACUCGACAUGGUCCUUUGUGCAUCUCCAGUCUUGCAUCCAGGCGACGCUGUAUUCCUUGCGGAUGCUGGGCCAAUGCAUUGAGGUCUGGCUCGCACUCGUCUCUACAGACCAUAUAGCUCCGGAAAAGAAACCCUCGCAGGAGCUCUUUGACCUCAUCAACGACUUGUUCCGCAUUCUGACCACCCUUCCCCCAAUCGCCGAACUCUUCCCGGUACCAGGUCAACAAGUUCCCACAUUCCCGGAAGACGCAAACCUCGUAAGCACACUAAAAGACAUUUAUGCAGCAGCCGGCAUCACCGACGAGCUGCUUUUCUCGGAAGCGAAGUCCAAGAAGCAGCGCAAGAAGGAGAAGAGGAUUCCUCCGCACACAAUCGUGCGACAUAUUUGUAUUCCUCGCUCAAGCUUGAGAGGGAGGAACUUAUAA
Westerdykella ornata is the source of this 1677-nucleotide messenger RNA. RefSeq lists its product as uncharacterized. The transcript is spliced from 3 exons. Bases 1 to 1677 code for a protein of 558 amino acids. NCBI's taxonomy places the organism in Eukaryota, Fungi, Ascomycota, Dothideomycetes, Pleosporales, Sporormiaceae. The record is from RefSeq and is a predicted model, not a curated record.